Molecule: messenger RNA, 1014 nt
Organism: Paraglomus brasilianum
Lineage: Eukaryota; Fungi; Glomeromycota; Glomeromycetes; Paraglomerales; Paraglomeraceae
Source: the annotation of a GenBank genome assembly
AUGAAUCCUUCCACAGAAUAUGAUGACGACCUACGGCCACCAAGACUUCCCUUGACUCCGUUUUUGUUUUAUGUUUCACACAUGACGGCUAUGAUGUCGGUUCCGAUUAAUUUCGAUCCAAUGAUACAAGCAAGACAGUUUGGUGUGGACUGGCAGGCCAUGACACCAGAAGCGCGAGCUCCUUGGGAGAAGAAAGCAGAAAAAGAUAAAGAAAAGUACUGUGAAGAUAUAGAAGUUUACCUAGUCAAAUACAGGGCGGCGAUGGGUGCAGCAAGCGAGUUGAUGAUGGAAACAGUCGUGAACAACGAUGAUGACGCGGGAGUUAUGAAUGAUCGAGAGCUUGAAGAUUCAUUGGACGGAAUUCUUUAUAUACCUGAGUUUACUGAAGAUAACAGCGCUAAUACUAUACAAUCCGACAGCCUUCCCAGUAACGGCAGCUAUACUUACUCCGAUGAUGUAAACGGUAAUAUGCAAGAAAAUACUCGUAAUAUGGACUCUUCCUUAUCCGACGACAACCCCUUUACAACCUGCUCACCUGGUAAUACCGCUUCUACCGUUGAGAGGCUUUCUCCUAGAUGCCCACCAAUCGAAAAUGUCCAAUCCAGCUCGGUUGAUUCCCUGAACGAUGCCGAACCGCCGCUCUCUUAUUAUCUCUUUGCUGACCACAUUCGUUCUCAAGUUUGGAAAAUGCACCCCCGAUAUCCUGAAGAAGAUAUCACCAUUUUCGUACACGAUCAAUGGAACCAAUUAGCACCAAAUGUGAGAUUUGCGUGGGAAGCGAAAGCGAACGAGCUGAUUUCGUCUACUCCGCAUAACGCUUCGGAUAAUCCAUUAAAUGUAAACAAUGAUGAAAAUCAGGAACAUCUCGCCAGCAAUCAACAUACAGGAACAAGACGAACAGUGUCAUUAUUGCACGAGACACAAAAUACACUUCGAUCCCCCGCCCCAAGGGGGUAUAAUAAAUCUAGUGUAUUUCGAAAUAUGUCGUCAAUAAAUCCUACUUUUGAAAAGUAG